Messenger RNA from Manduca sexta (tobacco hornworm), 4925 nucleotides. Its product is annotated as zinc finger protein OZF. The record is from RefSeq and is a predicted model, not a curated record. Gene Ontology annotation, molecular function: zinc ion binding. Lineage: Eukaryota; Metazoa; Arthropoda; Insecta; Lepidoptera; Sphingidae. Gene Ontology annotation, cellular component: nucleus. Bases 140 to 1651 code for a protein of 503 amino acids. The transcript has 6 exons.
AAAAAUAUUGACGUUGACAGAUUUUCGUGUCGAUUGGUUUUAUUUUUGUUUGUUUGAUUAUUUAGAUUUUUUUAUUAUUACUAUUGCGUUAUUAAUUUAUCCAGCGAAGACAUUGUGAAAAUUAAUUUAAAUAAUAAAGAUGUUGAAUGUAGCGUCAUCGUGUCGGACUUGUAUGAAAGAUGACGAACGUAAUUUAGUAAAUUUGUUUGAAAGUGUUAAAGUUGAAGAAGGUUUUAACAUUGAAUUAGCUACUAUGUUGAGAGAAUGCACAACUGCCCAGGUAUCAAAUGAAGAUGGUUUGCCACAAAACUUAUGUCAUGAAUGUGUUAAAUUAUUACAAUCUACAUACUCAUUUCGGAACCAAGUGGCAAAAUCAGAGGCAGAGCUAAAGAGACUCAUCGAAAUACAAGUUAAAAACGAACAAAUAGAAUUUGACAUUAAGGCAGAAACGGAUCAAGAUUUUUUCGAUUACAAUGAAGACUACAAUUUUGAAACAUUCCCAAAAUGUGAAGUUGAUAAUUAUGAAUAUAAUAAAUGUGAUACAAAUUCUAUAUGGGAGCAUAUGCUGGGUCAGGAAGAUAAUGUGAAAGCAGAGUUUAGUCGGAAGUUCAAUUGCACUGAAUGUAAUGAGGUGUUUGUGAAGAGCCGGUGCCUUUCCAUGCAUAUGAAAAAACAUAAAACAGAAAAAUCGAGUGAAAGGGAAAAGUUUAUUUGUGAUGUUUGCGGUAAAAGUUUCUCUAUGAAGACCCUGUUGAGGAGGCAUCUUAAGUUGCACAGUGAUGUGAAGCCGUUUAAAUGUACAAAAUGCACUAAAUCAUAUUCAAGACAGGACCAGUUGAAUGAUCAUAUGAAAAAACACAAUGGUGUCAAGCCUAAUGUUUGUACAUACUGUAAAAAAGCAUUCUCACAACUAUGCAAUCUGAAGGAUCACCUGCGCACGCAUACUGGGGAGACGCCAUACUUGUGCUCACAAUGCGGCAAAGGGUUCAGCAACAGCUCAAACCUGCGUCAACACAUGAUGCGCCACACCGGACUCAAGCCGUAUGCCUGUAAUAUGUGCCCGAAGACAUUCUGCACUAAAGGUCAAAUGACGUCGCACAUUACAACGCACACGGGCGCGCACCCGUACAAGUGCGACGAGUGUGGCGCCACCUUCACGAAGCCCAACUCGCUCAAGAAGCACUCCUUCAUACACUCCGGCCUGCGCCCCUUCGCCUGCGACACUUGUAACAUGCGUUUCACAUGCAAGGAUCACCUGAAGCGACACUACCGCAUCCACACCGGCGAGCGGCCGUACAAGUGCAACAUCUGCGAGCGAGCCUACUCGCAGAGCAACGACCUCGUCAAACACACGAGAUCGCAUCUCGGACAGAACAUAUACCAAUGUACGAUCUGCGGCGUUCGCUUCAGACUGGCCAGCGAACUGAAACUCCAUUAUCCAGUCCACUUCAACGGCGAGCAACCCAACCAACAGCAGAUAGCAGAGCACAGCUUCAACCGGCCCAUAGACACGGACAUCCCAAUGGACCAUAAACAAGCGGACAAGGAGAUAGAAACCAUAAAGAAUGCGACCGACGGACGGUUUACGAUAACAAUAAAUAGCUGUGAUGAUAAUGGUGUUGUUAUAAAUAUAAGUCAGGAGAAAAGUUAGGAUAUUAGGGCACGAUUGUGCUUCAUUAAAAAAUAUUACGAUUUAUGGAUGUCGGAAAUGGAUACGAUAAAUCGUAUAGUGAGCUCUCUGAAGUAAUUUUAUGUCGUACGACUUAUUUCGUAAAAGAAAACUAAAACGCGUAGCGACUUCAAGGUCAUGUUAGAGCCUGGCCAGAAAAAUAAAAACCUCGCCAUAUUGUCGGGAACAUGGAACUAAUUUCUUGUACAACAACGUUAACUUUAGAUCGAAGUACCAAAAGUGGCGACCCAAAGGUUUUCCAUUUUCCUGGUGAGGUCAUACACCAAAACUAGCGCAGGUUUGUAAGGCAUGUUGGUAGUCAGCUCAUACCAUUGGCUGUCACUGUCGCGUGGAAGGAGAAAUGUGGGGCUUAGUAAAAAUUUUAAUAACAUAUUUCCUAAUUUCAGUUUUUAUGUUAGGGAUACUAUUCCUUUUUAAAACUCCGCAUCCGAACUUUGGUAUAUAAGGCCCUUAAGGAAUUCUAUGGUUAAACUGUAACAGAGGUUAUGUAGCAACAAAUAAAAAUGAUAAAUACAAUGAUAAUAUUAUUAACGCAAGGAACCUUCCCAGAGAUGGAGUGACUCUGAAACUGAUUUUGUUUUGUUUCAAUGGCAUCGUAAUGAAAAACAAUGAGUUCCUAAACUGCAGAUAACAUUAGGAAUUUGUAAGAUUAAAUGAUGAUAAUUUUAAUGAUAAAUGAUGCCUAAAGUUUUACACAAUUCAUCAAUCGGCCUAUUCGAGUGAAUAUAAAUAAUGUAAUAACUUCAAACGUAAAGGUUCGUGGGAAAGCUUCGAAAUUACCAUAAUUGGACAUAUGAAAUUACAAAGGGGGCUGCCAUAUGCCACACGUAAAUGUUGUUGGAUCAAAAUAGAUAUAAAAAAGACAACCGUACGGCCACGAGCGGCUGAGCGAGUGGGUAGGGAGAAAAAUAAUUGUAUGAAUCCUUUCAUAAAUUAUUAAUCGUGGAUAUUUCAUCAGAUUUCGAUGAUUUAUUCUGCUUUAGAAUUAAUACGAUAUAUUUUAUAAAAUAUGUCGUAUUAAUUCCCGCAACCCGCGCCGUGAAACAGCACUCGAUUGGCUGUUCUAAAAUGGCGUUAAAUGCACUUGUUGCUUUUAAGCUGUAUUUAUGUAAUUAAUUAUUGCGAAUACAUGAAAUUCAGUUUUAUUGUUCAAUAUUUUCUGAUGUAAGUGUCGGCUUGUUACGCGAUUAAUAGCACUAUUCAAUCGACAUUUAGUCAAGGUAGCAUCGAAAAGUAGGCAAUCGAAUGUCAGUCAUGCUAGUAAAAAAAUCUAAAUCUAAGCGUUUUUGUUUGUAUACAUACACCUAUAGUUGUGUUGUCUUAGAUGAUAGAUAUUUUGGUCCUUCGAGCCAAAUGAUGUUACAUAUACACCAAAAUACGUGCCUAAACGCUUCGUUUUCUCGUCUUUGAACAUGAAAAUUGCGUUUUAAUCAGAUCAAAUAAUAUUACAAAAUCCAAAUUACCUACUAGAGUUCAUCUUUAAAUAUUUUUCGUAGAUUGUAUGUGUUGAUGAUAUACCUGGCAAUAGAUAUCUGGCAUACUUAUUUAUAUGUUUGUAUUGAAAUAAAUAUGCCCCUGUUUUUAUGAAAUAUACUGUUCAAUGAAAUAAAAAAUCGUAAAAUACAUUUUGAUACAAGUAAUAUAUAACAUGAUUGCAAUAAUAGGUAAAAUACUUGUCAGAUACAUUUUAUCAACACAUAAUGGGUUAUCGUUUCUUGCCUUAAGUUCUAUUAAGACGACAAGGGUCUAACACGCCGUUAUAAUAUUCUAUUAAAACACGUGUUUAAACUCAACACGAGCUUCGUACGGUACACGCGUAUUAUCUAAAUAUUCUCUAUUGCUGAGGCCACACUAAUGUUUAUGUCAUUAUCGCAAUAAGGCGUGGAGAUUCUGAAUAAAAUGAUAAAAGGGUAAUGACGUGGAAUUUUGAGGAAAGUAUGGUACUGGUGCUAAGUCUCAUACGUGAAAGCCCCCCUGGGUGGGUACCACCGCGAUGAAUAUUUCUGCCGCCAAGCAGCAGUGUGUAGUCACUGUUGUGUUCCCGUUUGAAGGACAUUGUAGCCAGUGUCACUAUUAAACAUAAGACUUAAUUCAUGUCUCAGGAUGGCGAGCGCAGUGGAAUACCAAACAAUACUUUGUAAUUUAAGGUGUUGGUGUUUCUACUGUUUAUGGGCGGUCGUAUCGCUUAUCAGGCGAACGGUAAGCUCAUUCAUCAUUCAAAGCAAAAAAAUCGUGGCUUGCGCAUCGUUUUAGUUAUUGCGAUAAAGCAAUUACACAUUAGUGUGGUCUUAUUUAAAUAUACUCAUUCGUUACAAAAAUAUUUAAUAAUAUAUUUUUAAAAUGAAAUACCUAUUACGUCAGUAUUCUAUGUUAUUUAUGAAAUUGUUUUUAUGUAAACUAUCGAAUCAAAAUUUGAUAUUGGUAUUUUUAAUUCCAACUUAGUAUAGAUUUUUCGUGCUUAUGGUGCGUUAUAUAAAGUUUAUCUCAUUGCAUUUAGUUGGUGUACAAAUACAUACAAAUUAUUAGCUAAUAUUGAAUUAUUUAGUAAUGUAUUAUAAUUAAGGUUAUUAUCAUUGACCAUAUCUCGGUGGUAAAUUAGCGAAAUGAGUUGACGUUGGUAAGCAUUUUUAUCGUAAUUAGUAGGAAAACUUAAAAAAAAAUGGUUGUUUCAAAUUUGUAUGUCGUUCGGAUUGCGAUGGCUGCGCAAGAGUGUGUUAAGUGUAAUCCAUUAGCCAGUAUUAGGAAUGUUAUAUAUCUACCCACAUUUAAAUAUUUUAUAUCUGUUGUCAGGGGCAUAUCUACCGCCGUAUCGGUAAUACGGGGCUCCUGAACGCUAGGGCCCUUCUUAGGCCAUACCUACAUUAAAUUAAACGGGCGGCUAAAAGUUCGCACUGUCCUGAAGGGUCCCAACAAAUUUUGAUAUAAGGCCUUUUUAAAGCAAGCGACCCCACUGUUGUUAAUUAUAUCCUUAACCAAGACAACGGUAUUUAUUUAAAGUAUACUUCACUAAUAGAUACAGAAUUAAACCAUGGAAUUAUAUUUGUAAGGAAUUCCGCAUUUAUAUUAGAUAUUAUUAAUAAGUGGAUCGAUAUUUCUAAUACUGGUCAGUGAAUACAUUAUAUAAGAAUGCAUGCUAUAACAAACAACUUUUUUCGUUAAUAUACUGUACCUUAUGAAUAAACGCAUAGUGCCUAUUUUACAAUAAAAGACAAAUAUAUGUUUGACAAUGAACGUU